UGGCAAAAUUACAUUCCAAUGAAUAAACUGUUGCGCCCAACACUGCUACCACAACGACACCGAUACUAUCAUUUCGUACUCGACCACCACAAUCAUUAUUAUCAUCGUCAAGAAACAUUUGCGAUUAUAAUGAUGGUGUAGCAAUACCAUGACCAUCAUUUUCUCUUAAAAAAAUGGUACAGGUGGUAGUAUAAAAGCAAUGAACAUUUCAAUCUUUGUCUUAAAAAAAAAGAAAAAACUAAGUAAUUGAAGAAACCAGUCCAUCCUAUUCAACCUUUUAUAUUUCGUAAAAGCAGAACAGCACAUCGAUUACCUGUAUAUACCACUAGGUUACUUCAAGCCGCCGACCUGUAAAGAAAAGAAACGACCACUUGUUCACGCUGAUUGAUUUGCUCCCAUUUAUGAAUAAGGCCAUACGAGCAAAAAGAAUUCAUAUCAAAAUAAUCUCAACUUUUACAACAUCAUUAUUAUUAUAAUCAAUAAGAUACAUUUGUACGAAUAUAAUAAGAAAAUUAAAAUUCAUUCAUCAAAUAUUUAAAUUCUACUGCAUCAUAUUUGGGAUUGUCGAUUUUUUUCUUUUGAAAUAUAUUCUUUUGUUUGGAUCCUUACAUAGAUGUGGCAGUGAUGAUGGCUUCUUCGUCAUUAGCAUCAAAUUCACCAUCCUCAUCCGGUGCUUCUAGUGGCCCCAUUUCAGUAAAUAUGACCUCCAGUGGUCCGAAUCUUUCAUCAACGACAUCAGCAUCUUCGUGGUCAUUCUUUGAUUUUUUAAUGAAAAAAUAUGAUCUCAUAAAUACAUCAGAAUUUAUUGAUCUUAUUCGUAAUCGACAACAACAAACGCACAAUAAUGAACCAUUAAUAUCAGAUGAUGAUAAAUUAGAUUUAAUGAGACAGGUACUGCGCCGGGAAAUUCGACGUGAAUUGAAAAUUCAAGAAGGCGCUGAUAAACUUCGUCGUGCAUCAACUGACCGAAAAGCCUGGUCUAACGUAGAUAAAAUGAUAAAAAGCUCAAAUUGUAAACUUCAAGAGCUAAACGAUGACUUAGCAGAAUUGGAGCGUUUUAUGGUAGAAUAUCAUAGUGGAUCAUCGAGUAAUAAAAAAAUUAAUAAUAAUCAGUAUAACAAUGCUAUGUAUACGCAUAGCAUCCAUAAUAAUUCCAUGAUGUUGCUACAACAUCAAAAUUCAAAUAGCCAAACAUCAUCCGAUAGCCGUGAGGAUUAUGCUCCUUUAAAUGUUGAUUAUGAAGGCAUUGGAAUGUUAGAUAUGAAUUUAUCCGAUAUAACAACUAGUCAACAAUCAAAACCAAAGAUAUUGUCAUCAGAAGCCGAAUCAAAUCUCAAACAUCAACAACUAAUCGAUCAACUUCAAGAACAAUUGGAGACAUUUGAAAAACGAAUUAGUAUUGAACAAAAAGUAAAACAAGGUGCUGAAAAUAUGAUUGAAACUUUAGCUUCAUCGUCUGGACAAAAUCGAUCGGAUCAAAAACGUUCAAAAGUUCUUGCUGACCAAGCACAAUUAAUGUAUGAAGAAUCAAAAACUCGUAUCGAGUAUAUUCGUAUGCAAAUUGUUCGUGUUAAAAGUGAGAUUCAAAAUCUGCGACAACAACAAGAAGCUUUAAUGGAAAAUCGUUCUGCUAAUUUGUUGGGCAAGAAUCAAAAUGAUAAUCUUUCACAUCCAUCUUUGGAUCUUCGAAUCGAAGAACUUCGAUAUCGUUUACGUGUCGAAUGUGCUGUUGUUGAAGGAGCAAAAAAUGCUAUUAGAUCUUUAUCAAAAACUUCGAGUGAUAAACUAUUGCACGAAGCUCAAUCAUCGAUGCUGGAAUCUUCACAAAAAGUCGAUAUUUUGCGCAAAGCUUUAGAUAUAUGUCGUUCCAAUUUACCGGCAAAUUCUCCCAAAGCUCAACUAUUGAAACAGGAAUUGGAAUCCAGUCAAUCAGCUAAUUCGUUGCUGAAUUCCCCUACUAUUGUUUUGGCUACCAGUUCCGAUUAUGUAGCAUCGUUCCGUAAUGACAGCCAAAAUUCUGCAAACGGUUGUGGUUCUAUUGGAUCUGCAUCAUCCGCUGUUUCGUUCAUGUCUAAACCGGCUGCUGUUACUGGCAAAUUAGAAGUACGUUUACUUGGCUGUAAGAAUCUAUUGGAAGAAAUACCUGGCCGUUCAAGAUACAAAGAAAAGGAUAACUCUGGUUCAAUAGAUUUGAAAAAUUUUGUUCGAUCUAAAGGUUUAGGUCGAACUUCAUCAAAAUGCUAUUCAAUUAAAGAGGAGAUUUCUAACGAGAUAAUGGCCUUGUUAAAAUUAGAUAAUGUCACUGUCUCACAGACAAGUUGGCGACAAUGUAGUCAAGAAGCGUGGGAUCAGCGUUUUACAUUUGAUCUGGAUCGUUGUAAAGAACUUGAAAUACAGAUACAUUGGCAUGAUUGGCGUUCAUUAUGUGCAUUAAAGUUUAUACGACUUGAAGAAUUUAUUGACAAUCAUCGACAUGGAAUACCUAUUCCAUUGGAACCAUGUGGAAUAUUAUUUGCUGAAUUUCGUUUCUUCAAUCCAACUCUAAUUACGCCACGAUCAAAAGGUCUAAAACGACAAAAAUUGUUUCGUCAAAAAGGAACAGAUACAAAUUUCUUACGACCUAAUCAAAUGAACAUGACAGUAGCUGCGUGGGGUCGAUUUUUGAAACGAGCUUUUCCAUCUACAGCACCUACCACACAACAACAACUUUUGCAUUCGCAACAACAGCCUCAAAUUUCGUCUGUAGUCACAUCUCUUGCAACAAGCGCACCAGAAUCAUUAACUUCAAUUUCCAAUCUUGAACAAUCAUCAUCAUCGACGGUUGUUCCUAUAUCUAUGGUUGGUGGAAUAUUAGCCUCAAACGAACAACCUCAACCAUAUCAAAACAUUACAAACAAAUCAUCGACACCCCCACAAUCGACAAAAUCAUCAGCACCACAAAGUACGCGUUCAUCUUUUGAAGAACAUUCGGUAUCUUCAACAUCCUCAUCAUCAUCUUCAUCAACAGCUUAUCCAAAUAAUAAGGAUAUCCGUUCACUUAUUAAUGAUAUACUUACCAAACCAUUAGAUACAAUUUCCGUUAAAAGUAUUUCACGUGAGUCAUCACAAGAUCCAUCUGGUUCUUCAUCAAAUUUACUGUCCAUAAAUUUGGAACCAAUUAUCAAAGAACCAUCACCCGAACAACAACAACAACAACAACAGGUUAAAACUCCAUCCACAUCAUCAUCAAUUAACAAAUUUAGUGAUAAUAGUACCAUUUCAAUUGGAGAAAUUUCAACAACUUCUUUGACGACAGCUGCAACAACGGCACCACAUACCGCCCCUUCUGUAACUAGUCCAUCAGAAUUAAAUAUAUCUUCUUUGAAGAUUCAUAGUUCACCAUCGACAACUUCAACAUCAUCAACGAUAACUUCCGUGUCGUCCUUAGUUCCACCAAUAAUUGAUAAUAUUAAGUCUUUUGAUGGUGAAUUCACAUCCAUUCAACGGCAACAUUCAACACCAGAUUCACCCGAAGGUUAUCAAUUGCCGGUGUUCCCGAAAUCUCGAAAUCAUCAGCAACCACAACCGCCACCGAAACCAAUUCUUUGUAAUAAAUCACCGAUGACACGAAAAUCGCUUACACCAUCAACAAAAAUAAUUUCAUUGAAUGAUUUUGAGUUGAUUGCUGUACUUGGCCGAGGUCAUUUUGGCAAAGUUUUGCUUGGAAAAUAUAAACGUACAAAAAAUUAUUUCGCCAUUAAAGCACUUAAAAAAAGUGACAUUAUUGCUCGUGAUGAGAUUGAAUCGUUAUUGUCAGAGAAACGAAUUUUCGAAACGGUGACAGCUGUGCGUCAUCCAUUUCUUGUUAAUUUGUUCGCUUGUUUUCAAACAUCCCAACAUGUUUGCUUUGUAAUGGAAUAUGCAUGCGGUGGUGACCUAAUGAUGCACAUUCAUGAUCAAGUGUUUAAUGAACCUCGGACCAUUUUCUAUGCAAGUUGUGUCCUAUUGGGUUUGGAAUUUCUACAUAAAAAUCUUAUUGUCUACAGAGAUCUUAAACUUGACAAUCUCCUACUCGAUCAAGAAGGCUAUGUGAAAAUUGCUGAUUUUGGCCUGUGUAAAUUAGGUAUCGGUUAUGGUGAUCGUACAGGUACAUUUUGUGGUACACCAGAAUUUCUUGCACCCGAAGUAUUGACCGAAAAUACUUAUACACGAUCAGUUGAUUGGUGGGGAUUCGGUGUUUUGAUCUUUGAAAUGUUAGUCGGAGAGUCACCAUUUCCUGGCGAUGAUGAGGAAGAAGUGUUUGAUUCGAUUGUUAAUGAAGAAGUUAAAUAUCCAAAAUUUUUAUCACUUGAAGCCGUAUCUUUGAUGCGUAGGCUGCUGAAAAAGGCACCUGAAAAGCGUCUGGGAUCAUCGGAACGUGAUGCUGAAGAUGUCAAGCGGCAAUCGUUCUUUCGAAACAUGAAUUUUGAAAAUUUAUUACAGAAAAAAAUUCGUCCUCCAUUCGUACCGAAAGUGAGAUCAAUGGAAGAUGUUUCCAAUUUUGAUUAUGAAUUUACAUCUGAACGGCCACAAUUAACGCCAUCGAAAGAACAAAGGCCUAUAUCUACCGAAGAUCAACAACAAUUUCGUGAUUUUGAUUAUUUUAGCGAAUUAUGGGCAGCUAAAAUAUGUGGUACCGAUCUAUAAUUUAUAAACGAAUGCUGCUAUUUCUGAAAAUAUGUGAUACAUACACUCAAUUCUGUCUAAUUGACGUACCGCACAAAUCGUUUUAUCUGACAAUCAUUUAUUUUUAUUCAAUUCAAUCCGUUAUUUGUAUCUAAAUCUGUGAUCAUCACAUCAUGAAUAACGAUGGGCUGCUUCACUGGACAAAUCUUGGCUUCCACUACAACUUGUUUUUAAACAAAUUAAAACUUCACAUCUAUACGUGCAGAAUUUUAUGAUUUCUAUAGCUCAUGCACACCUAGUUUUUAAUAAAUGCAUUUAUUUUAUGUAAUAUUUGUUUGUUAUUAAAACAAAUUAAAAAAUUCUCCAUAAACCAACACUAUUUUUCAUCUGAUU
Molecule: messenger RNA, 5037 nt
Organism: Dermatophagoides farinae (American house dust mite)
Lineage: Eukaryota; Metazoa; Arthropoda; Arachnida; Sarcoptiformes; Pyroglyphidae
Source: RefSeq, a predicted model, not a curated record